Messenger RNA from Trichogramma pretiosum, 1737 nucleotides. RefSeq names its product RNA exonuclease 5-like. Gene Ontology annotation, cellular component: nucleus. Lineage: Eukaryota; Metazoa; Arthropoda; Insecta; Hymenoptera; Trichogrammatidae. The coding region runs from base 600 to 1640 and encodes 346 amino acids. Gene Ontology annotation, molecular function: exonuclease activity; nucleic acid binding. The transcript has 3 exons. The record is from RefSeq and is a predicted model, not a curated record.
GUGUCAAUUCAAGGCUGUCUAUCUCAAAAGAAUUGCUGUUAAUUUGGACUCAUGGUCAAUGAAUGAGACGCUCAUUUUGGCAGCAACAAUUAAGCACAUCGACUGAUGCGCGAACGACGAAAACAUUGACCUUUCCACCAAAGUAGUUGUUAUACUCUGCCGCGAUCAGUAUCAUUUAGACUUUUUGAGGUAGACCUAAACAAUCGCAGAGUGGAUAUAAAAAUCUCAAUGUUAUCAUUAGAAUUGACCUGUGGUUAACUCAAAAUUUCUCUAAUUUAAUAUGUUUAUUUUUUUUAAUAAGUUCGAUUUAUGGAAUCUGAGAGCUGUCGGUUUUCGAUACCUAUCUCAGCCUCAUAACUUUAAAUUUCUCUCGUCUUCUUAUGCUGUAAUUGAAUGCCAUCACUGCUGUAAUAUCCCCUCCACACUUAUGCGGCGCGAUUCCCAACGCAACCGGUGCGCCCACGUGCGUGAACUGUCAAUUCAUGCCUCAAAACAGGCUCGAGUCAUUGUUGUCAAAGUGUGUAGUGAAAAAAGUCUAGAAGAUACAUGACAUUGAAUGCUACUCAUUUGCGAAUAUUUAGUAUAAUUAAUUUGUGAUAAUGGCCAGAAAAACAGUUGGUGAAUAUUCUAAUUCUUCUGAAAAAAGGAAGAGAAAAUGGGAGAAGCCUAAAUUACGAUUGCUCCCGGUCGGUCAAAGUGCUAGUUUAACCCUAAAAAUUGACAGUGAAAAACGUAUACCCUUAUUUUUAAGUGAUGUGCAGCAUUUACUAAUUUAUACUCUGAUAGGAAACCGUUCUCCGUGUUUACCAUACAGAUGGUGUCGACUUGAAACAACAAGCAACAUUUUACACACCAAUGUUUUAAUAAUUGAGGGUUUGUCUUGUGAAGAUUAUCUAAUAAAUAAGUCAGCACUUAAUCAUUUAACUUCCAAACUAGAGCAUGAAUUAGAAAUCACAACUUGUGGUGCUAAUCAACAAUCAAUGAUUGAAACACUAGCUGCUGUUCCUCUUUUAGGAAUUCAAAAAAAUUACUUAAUUAAAGAAUAUGAGUCUUUAGAAUAUGAAACUGAAAGCUUAGAAGAUAUGAUGAAAUUGAUGAGGACAAUUUUUCCUAUCAGAUUAGCUAAAGACUUAGGUCCAGAUAAUCAAGAAAAUGAAAAUGCUUCAAAUGAACAUACCUCUACCAACAAUUUAAAUAUUCAAGACUUGCCUCAAAGCGACAAAUUUUCAAGAACAAAAUUAAUUAUGUCUCCAAGUAAAUUAAUUGAAAAUUCUUAUCCAUUACCUGUACCAGGAAGUUUAGGUCUAUUACAUUCAAAUUAUCAACAAACGAGUAAAUUUGAUUCUGCUACAUAUGCACAUGUAACUUCUAGAUCUCCAAUGUUUGCUAUAGAUUGUGAAAUGUGUAAAACAGUUAGUAAUAAUCUGGAACUUACAAGAAUAUCAAUUGUUGAUGAAAGUCUUCAUGUUGUUUAUGACACUUUUGUGAAACCAAGUAACAAAAUUAUUGAUUAUCUUACUGAAUUCAGUGGAAUAACAGAAAAAAUGUUGAAAGAUGAAAAGACUACUUUAGCAGAUGUGCAAAAAUAUAUUAAAGAAUUUCUUCCUGACGAUGCUAUUUUGUGGCGAACGAAGUCGUAAAUCUAAAUUAAAAAAUCUUGCUUCAUCAUUUUUGAAUGAAACUAUUCAAGAGGAUAAAAAUGGUCAUUGUUCUAUUCAAGAUGCACAAACUGCAAUG